Messenger RNA from Rhagoletis zephyria (snowberry fruit fly), 2641 nucleotides. RefSeq names its product serine-rich adhesin for platelets-like. Lineage: Eukaryota; Metazoa; Arthropoda; Insecta; Diptera; Tephritidae. The record is from RefSeq and is a predicted model, not a curated record.
GCUGUCGCUUGUGUGCUGUCGCUUGGGCUUUGAUAGCAGCAGCAGCGGCAGCACUCUCGUUCACUAUCUCUAAAAAGUAUCUAUCUAUGCUAGUCGUUCAUUUCGUGUCGUAUAAGUUGAGUUUUCUUGCUCCUAGUGUGUGGUGGCUAGUUUGUUGGCGCGCGGGUUAAACGUGCUGUGUGACGUAUUACAUAGGACGUGGUGAACGUGUCGGCUAUGUGUACUAUAUCUCUACUAAUAACCUUCGGGUGUAAACAAAAUUUAAAUGUAGAAGAUGAAAAUCAUACAAUUGAAACCUCAGCAAGCUAAAUGAGGAGCGCCUGUGUUAGGCUGGGAUGUGCAUUUGAGUGUAGUUGAAAUUAAAUUUAAAAAAAAAUUUGGAUGCAAAUCAAAAAUAAACAAAACUAAAAAAAGUGGACUUGAAAAGACCGCGUGACCGUAAUCAAAUGAAUCAGUUAUCUUGUGAAGCCAUAAUGCAAAAGUGAGCGUGGCAAAAUUUGAGAUUUAUUAAAUUUGUUCGCUGUUGUUGCGCCGCAUUCAACAUUGCAGCCAGCAAUUGCUGUGCGAUCGUCGUGGCCGACAACUUUUUGGCGUACAAGCAGCAAAAAUACCAAAAAAAAAAAACAAAAAAAAUCAUAAAACAAAGGGGACAUACUACAUACACUUGUAAAUACCCCCGAAAGUGAGUAAAUAACAAAAGAAAUAUUGCUUCUCAAAACUAAAUAUAUAAUAAAUAAAUAAAUACUGAAUUUUCAACCAUUAAUAAAUAUAAACAGCGUUUGCGAGUGUGUACAACAACCCAACCAUUCAAGUACGUGGUACAUACCGCAAAAAUUACAAUAAAGUGAAUAACUAAGUGCAGCAGACGAUCAGAUCGGCUGAAUCAGAAAUGAACAGCGUUGACGGCGCACCCAAUGCCACGAUUUUAGCUGAAGGAGCCCCAACACGCGCGACAGUAACGACCGGCGAAACCAUAAAUAGUACUACUGCAACUACUACUACUAAUGUCGCUGCUGUUGUGAGUGCGAAAACAACAGAGCCUACAACAAUAAUAGCGACAGCAACAACCACAACCAUAACGUCAAACGCAAUAAAAACAACAGCAGCAUUUGCUGAUGCAACCGACGACGACCGAUUCCACGAAAUCGAACCGAAAAAUGUAUCAGUUUGCGCCGUUGAAGAGCAGCCAUGGCAACGGCCUAAUGAAUCGCAAAUAAUGCCAAUAAAUGAAAAAACAAAUCCCAAAACAGUAGCAACACCAAUCGAAUCAGCAGCACCAGCACCAGCAAUAAAACCAAUAAACACAAUGGGUAACACUAAAACAACAAAUAAUGAAAAAUCAGACAACACAUCAGCAACAACACCAGUUAUGCAAGCAACACCAGUAACGACGGUCCCAGCACCAGAAACCGCACCGCCGACGACGGCAACCGAUACAACAAUAAAAAUUAAAAAUACAGAUGCCAAUGAUGUUGAAAUGACAGAUAUGGCAACCCCAGAGGGCAACAAUAGCGACAAUGCAAGCGAGUGCACAGCCUCCGAUAUCACCGCCGCCGGCACUGCCGUCAUUGAUAACAAAGCCGACGACGAUGUUAAGCCACAACCACCAUUAUUGACAACAGCGGAAGGCGAUAAUUGGAAACUCAAUGAGAUGGAAUUGUGUCGCUGUUGUGGCAAGCCCAAUGUCACGCUCUAUGAUCUCUUUCCCAACGGCAAUGCAGACGUUAGCAGCAGCAGCGUUGAUGAUGAAGGGGAGAAAAAUGAGGAAAAGGCGGCGGUAGUUGGGGAGAUAGAGCAGAGCAAUGCAAUUCUAAACGCGGAUGCAGCAGCAGAUACUGAAAUGCAAGUAUUGGAAAAAGAAUCAAACGAUGUUGUUGUGUAUGAUGUAGAGGACGCGCUGCAGGCGAGUGUAGUUGACAAAGCGAAAAAUGGAGCAGAAAUAAAGCAGAAAGCAACCAGUGACGCGACCGGCUCAUCCGUCAAAGAUGCAACAAAAGCAACAACUAAUGACAAGUCGAAGAUCGAUUGCGAGACGGUGAACACACCAAAACUUUGUUAUCGUACAAUUGCUGCUUCUAUCGCUGCGGCGACUGCAGCAGCCACAGCUACAACGUCCACAGAUACAGCUACAGCUACAGCCAAUACCACGACCACUAGCGCCAGCGCCAGCGCGAUCAUACGUCAAAGCGACGAUCCCACCUGCCAAACAACCAAUGACCCAGUUAUUGAUGCUGCCACCAGCAAUGAUGUUGGUGAGUGUGGUCGUCGUCGUGGUGAGGAGGGUGAUGCUGUUGCUGAUCCUAAUGCCGCUCAAGCUGGUGCCGGUGCUACGCGUGUGAAAAAAUCUGCAACAGCAGACAUGGUUAAUGCUACUACGUCGAUGACGACGACGACAACGACAACGACAAAGAAACAUGCCGUUGAUGCUGCCAACAACAAUAGCAACGUCAAAGAGUCAAAUAACGCCAAUGGCCAGGGACAAAAUAGCGACGACAUGGAGAAUAUCUUGCAAGAGAUGCAAAUUUGGCAACUAUGGGUGAGUCUUAUUGCAGUUUACCGUAUGAUAAAUUACAUACUCGUAUAUGCCUUUCCCAAAACGACUAUUAUUUACCGCUUUUUUUUUUUUGUGGCGUUACUUUAG